GGGAUCGUCGUGAAGGGAACAAUCGGGUUGACUUUGCCAGGGAGCCACCUCAAAGCAUAUCGGGUUACUUUGAGUGACAGCGUAACCAUGGCAAAUAAUUUGACUAAGGCUAUUGUCUUAUCCCCACCAUCCCUGGGUCAGAUAACCGACCAAUCAGAGUUCAUAUAAUCGCUUGUCUUGCCAGCUUAGAAUAAUAUUAUUAAAACGAGCCAGCGAGCCCGGUCUCUCGGAGUAGUUUAUGUUGAAACGGCAUAGAAAAGGUGGAGGAGGACGGUAGAAGGAGUAGCAACUUUCUCUCUUUCACAACAACUUCACGAGGAAUAGUCGCAUGGGGUUUUGCAUGGCUGAAUGGACUUGAGCUUAUUCCACAAUACGCAGCUGGAUAUUGCCUAACGUUUGGGCAGUUUGAAGUUUUAGGCUGCUCCUUUGGGGGGGACCUUGUGACGCUUAUGGACUUAAUGCGUUUUCAUUUAUUGAGACACUGAGCGGGGAGACGUGGAAGUAAGGCACAGUAUAAUCCGUAUUGGUUUACGUUGUCGCCAUGUCCAUGCUCCCGACUUUUGGUUUUACGCAGGAACAAGUGGCGUGUGUUUGCGAAGUUCUCCAACAAGGGGGGAACAUCGAACGGCUGGGACGCUUUCUCUGGUCCCUCCCGGCGUGCGAGCACCUUCACAAAAAUGAGAGCGUCCUCAAAGCGAAAGCCGUGGUUGCCUUCCACCGGGGCAAUUUCCGAGAGCUCUACAAGAUCCUAGAAAGUCACCAGUUUUCGCCGCACAACCACCCGAAGCUGCAGCAGCUGUGGCUCAAAGCGCACUACAUCGAGGCGGAGAAGCUGAGAGGCCGUCCGCUCGGCGCCGUGGGGAAGUACCGCGUCCGGAGAAAGUUCCCCCUUCCCCGCUCCAUCUGGGACGGAGAGGAGACGAGCUACUGCUUCAAGGAGAAGAGCAGGAGCGUCCUCCGAGAGUGGUACACCCACAAUCCUUACCCAUCCCCGCGGGAGAAAAGAGAGCUGGCCGAGGCCACGGGACUAACGACCACACAGGUCAGCAACUGGUUCAAAAACCGACGGCAGCGGGAUCGAGCAGCCGAGGCGAAGGAAAGAGAAAACAACGAGAACUCCAACAGCAAUAGUCACAACCCAUUGACUUCUUCCAUGAAUGGAAAUAAAACUCUAUUGGGAAGCUCAGACGACGAUAAAACACCCUCGGGGACACCGGAUCACACGUCUCCGAGCCCGGCUCUGCUCCUCGGCUCGAACACCGGGCUACAGUCCCUGCACGGCCUUGCGCCCCCUCCGGGACCCAGCGCUAUCCCGGUACCCAGCGGUGCAGACUCGGUGCACCACCACCACUCGUUGCACCACGACACCAUACUGAACCCUAUGUCUUCUAAUCUAGUGGACCUUGGCUCUUAAAAAAAAAAAGAAAAAAAUCCAGGCACGGAAGAAGAAGGGAGCACCAUUUUUUUUUUCAGGGGUGGGGGAGUAAUUUACAAGGUGGCUUAAGUAAAGCUUCAAGCACUUGCGGUAAAGGUGCAAGGCAGACAGACUGGAACACUGCGAAAAGAGCCACCGUAACAAAUCAUUUAGUCUCAUAUUCAGCCCUUAAAAUAUUUUUUUUUUCCUUUUUUUUUCAACAAGUGGGGAAAAUUUGCCAGUGGGCGCAAAUACCCCCUCUUAUCCCCAAAUUAAACAUCGAGAGCAGAGCACUUACCAAAUUAAACGAGCAUCUUUGUUUUUGGAAAUUGGAAAUUAUAAUUUAAAAAAAAUAUAUAAAUAUAUAGAUUUGAGAUUAUAUGGCUUGUUAAGACGGAACAUUUUUUGCAGAAAGAAAGAAAGAAAGAAAGAAAGAAAGAAAGAAAGAAAGAAAGAAAGAAGAAGUAUUUUACCGGAAUGUAACAACAUAACAUGUUAUAUUGUUGAAAACAAUAACAAUAAAGUGUCUUAAUUCUUGUUACUAUUACCGUUGUUAUUUUAGGGGUUUAGAUAUAUCACCAGACUCUAUAGGCACGAAGUUACUGGUACCCCACGCCUUUUUGUUUACAAAAGGUUUUCAUGAGAGCCAUAAGCAAUUUCUUUUCUUUUUAUUCAUUUUUCUUUUUCUUUUUUUUCUUUUUUUUUUGAUUGGGUAUGCUAUUUUCCAGUGUCUUAUGAGAGCCGUAAUCAGAUGAAAUAUCUUAAUCUCUUGAUAUUAUUAUUACUAUUUGCAUUUUCAUCUGGAAAGAGACUGCAUGUAAACUUUGCGAUAAAUGAUGAAACAUAAAUCGAUUCACCUAUAGUUUCAUAUACCCUUUACAAUAAAAGAAAAAAAGAAAUACAUGCAUUUAAA
This is a messenger RNA of Mugil cephalus (flathead mullet), 2327 nucleotides long. RefSeq names its product SIX homeobox 2a (gene six2a). Gene Ontology annotation, cellular component: nucleus; transcription regulator complex. Gene Ontology annotation, molecular function: RNA polymerase II cis-regulatory region sequence-specific DNA binding; DNA-binding transcription factor activity, RNA polymerase II-specific. Gene Ontology annotation, biological process: kidney development; regulation of transcription by RNA polymerase II. The record is from RefSeq and is a predicted model, not a curated record. NCBI's taxonomy places the organism in Eukaryota, Metazoa, Chordata, Actinopteri, Mugiliformes, Mugilidae. Bases 542 to 1414 code for a protein of 290 amino acids. The transcript has 2 exons.